Priapulus caudatus is the source of this 638-nucleotide messenger RNA. RefSeq names its product neuroendocrine protein 7B2-like. Gene Ontology annotation, biological process: neuropeptide signaling pathway; regulation of hormone secretion. The record is from RefSeq and is a predicted model, not a curated record. NCBI's taxonomy places the organism in Eukaryota, Metazoa, Priapulida, Priapulimorpha, Priapulimorphida, Priapulidae. Gene Ontology annotation, cellular component: secretory granule. Gene Ontology annotation, molecular function: enzyme regulator activity.
AUCCGGUGAGGCACAUCUCAGCCUACUGCAACCCACCGAAUCCGUGCCCCGUCGGUUAUACAGCUGCAGACAACUGUCUGGUAGACGUGCCCAAUACGGAUGCGUUCAGCAGAGAUUACCAGAUGGCUCAACAGUGCCCGUGUGACAAAGAACACAUGUUCUACUGCCACGAAGAUGCAUCCGACGCCAUAGACGACAAUAUGCGGCUGGACGAAGGUACCAACCCGUUCUUCCUAGGUGAGACACUUCCCGUGAUCUCGAAGAAGGCGCCGCUUAAUUGACAUUCGCACUAACAUAUGUCCGCUACUAAUCUUUUAACAUAACAUUAUAAAGACACCGUUUAUCACCCAUUCCGAAAUCCAAUGUAUCAUAAUAAAUUAUUCAUCGUACAUGGGAGACACGCGUUAAUUCUUGUGGUAUUUAUGAUUCCAAUAUUAAGAAACUGAAGCAUUCACCUGUCGCCGCUGCCGCGCUGCCAGUAUUGUGUACUGUAGCUGAGAGCAGCUAGCGUACUGCGGAUAGCGAUGCGUUGCCGUAUACAGUGCAUAGCGUGCAUGACUUAGUAAUGCUGAUAGGGUCUAUGUGCCCCAGGGUACUAUCGGAGGGUACCCUGUGUACGGUUCGAUAUAUCGGAAAGU